CCAUUUUGUUCCAGUUUGUGCUUCAGACCGAACCCGGUGUAGCAGCGUUAGCUCUGCGCUGCCGAAUGUUCUCGAUACAGGCUUUAAUUAUCGACUGGUACUAUUUUCGUUGGGGGGGUUUAUUCGCGUAGAUUAAACCUGACAUCGUUUUUGUUGUAAAUUUGACUCGUGGAUUAGUGAUAUUGUGAGGAGAGCUUGAGUAUGCCAAGCCAUCCGCUUCGCGUAGCGGUGGUGUGCUCGAGUAACCAGAACCGCAGCAUGGAAGCACACAACAUCCUCAGCAAGCGCGGUUUCGAUGUUCGAUCUUUCGGCACCGGAAGCCACGUGAAACUCCCAGGACCCGCUCCAGACAAGCCUAAUGUGUAUGACUUCAAAACCACUUACGAACAGAUGUACAGCGACCUGGUCCGAAAGGACAAGGAACUAUACACACAGAACGGGAUCCUGCACAUGCUGGAGCGCAACAAGCGUAUCAAGACUCGACCAGAACGUUUCCAGAACUGUAAGGACCAGUUUGACCUGGUCAUCACCUGUGAGGAGAGAGUGUACGACCAGGUGCUGGAGGACCUGAACUCGCGCGAACAGGAGACGUUACAGCCGGUGCAUGUCAUCAACGUGGACAUCCAGGACAACCACGAGGAGGCCACGCUCGGAGCCUUCCUCAUCUGUGAGCUGUGUCAGUGUAUUCAACACACUGAUGACAUGGAGAACGAUAUCGAUGAGCUGCUGCAGGAAUUUGAAGACAAAAGCAGCCGUCCAUUCCUCCACACAGUCUGCUUCUACUGAUCUCUGUCUCACACACACACACACACACCAUCCCAAGGCCCAGCUGGACUGGUCACACUGACAUCAUUUUCAUCUCAGAGCUGCAGCACAGCACCGCAUGUAUUAACACAAAACACAUACACACACACACACACGCAAGCAAGCAAGCAUUCUGUUUCAUCCCUGAUAAUAGACUGCUGUUCCCUGCUCUGAGUCACAAACACACACACACACACACACACAGAGACAGGUAUUCAUUUCUGAACGCAGGACAACCCUUUUGUUUUCUGAGAAUGAUAGUUUUCUUUUUUUUUGUAAUUACUCUAAAUAUGCUGAAUAAUUGUAAUAUUCAGGUUGUGUAGUUUGAAGAGAUUUUGUGUUUGUGUAAGAGGAGAGAGUGUAUUAUUGUUUUCACUUGAAUACUGAUGAUGAUGAUGAUAAAAUGUGUUUAUAGAUAUUUAAACAUUAUGAAAACUCUUCAGGUUUUUUUUUUUUCCUUUUGUAAACUGUAAGCGAGUGUGAUCGUAAGUCCAGAGUGCCUGAACGUUUCUGUAAAUAGUCCACGUAAACAAGCAAAUAAAUGAAUAAAUAAACCUUCCAGUGAAAUGCA
Clarias gariepinus (North African catfish) is the source of this 1375-nucleotide messenger RNA. It is a transcript of the gene ssu72, whose product is annotated as SSU72 homolog, RNA polymerase II CTD phosphatase. Gene Ontology annotation, cellular component: mRNA cleavage and polyadenylation specificity factor complex; nucleus. Gene Ontology annotation, biological process: termination of RNA polymerase II transcription. Gene Ontology annotation, molecular function: RNA polymerase II CTD heptapeptide repeat phosphatase activity. Bases 202 to 786 code for a protein of 194 amino acids. The record is from RefSeq and is a predicted model, not a curated record. The transcript is spliced from 5 exons. Lineage: Eukaryota; Metazoa; Chordata; Actinopteri; Siluriformes; Clariidae.